AUAUAAAUAGUAGCAUGGGCAGCUACUGUUGAAAUAAGUUCGAUUUUUUUGCUUACAAAAGAAUCACAUCUAUAUUUCAACUCACAUUUCGUUCAAUUCUGCGAGCAAGGCAAAUGGACAUUAUGAGCUCCGGAUGUGAAGCAACGCUGAUGGAAUCCAUAUGUGAAGGUAAAAAUUCAUGGCCGGAACUGGUGGGAGAAGAUGGACUAGCAGCAGCAGAAAUAGUGGAGAAGGAAAAUCCGAACGUGAAUGCCAUUGUGUUGUUGGUGGGAACUCCGGUGACAAGAGACUUCAGGUGCGAUCGUGUUUGGGUUUGGGUUAACGAGGAUGGAAUUGUUGUUUGCACACCUAUAAUUACUUAGGCGGCCAUCUUGUCCCACCCGCAGAUCAAGUAUAACCUAUGUUGGGAUCUCUAUUAGUUUGAUCUGUCUGGAUUAUUUAUAAUGUAUGUUCGUAUCAUGUAAUAAAGUACCUCAAGAAGUUAAUUGGCUAGUUCAGUUCGAGGCAUUUAUUUGUUUCGGAUGAGCUUGACAUGCUUUAUGGUACUAUGAAUAAUUGUUCUGAUUCUAUGCAAGAACAUCUUCUUUAAUUAUGCCUUCUUUU
Messenger RNA from Daucus carota subsp. sativus, 603 nucleotides. Its product is annotated as glu S.griseus protease inhibitor-like. The record is from RefSeq and is a predicted model, not a curated record. Gene Ontology annotation, molecular function: serine-type endopeptidase inhibitor activity. The coding region runs from base 114 to 362 and encodes 82 amino acids. Lineage: Eukaryota; Viridiplantae; Streptophyta; Magnoliopsida; Apiales; Apiaceae. Gene Ontology annotation, biological process: response to wounding. The transcript is spliced from 2 exons.